AUGCUACUUAAAAAUCAAGAAAAAUAUAAAAAAAAUUAUUCACAUCAUAGUAGUUGAAGAACAUUAACUCAAUUCUCCUUAUAAUAUUAACUAGUAUUUUUUUACUAACCAUUAAUAUUAGAAGAUAAACUAAGAUAUGGAUUGUCAACCUCCAGGAAGUAUGUUACAAUUCCUUUUGAAAUCUGA
This is a messenger RNA of Paramecium primaurelia, 186 nucleotides long. NCBI's taxonomy places the organism in Eukaryota, Ciliophora, Oligohymenophorea, Peniculida, Parameciidae. The record is from the annotation of a GenBank genome assembly.